UUCUCUUCUUAAUACACAGCCCAUGGAGCGAGAGACGGUGGUAUGCCACCCAGAUCUAGAGGAUCUGUUCCAGGCCUGGCCAGCAGAGCUUCCUGAUGAAUUCUUUGAGAUCACUGUGGAUGACGUGAGGAGACGCUUGGCUCAGUUGAAAAGUGAACGGAAGCGCCUAGAAGAAGCACCAUUGGUGACCAGAUCUUUGCGAGAAGCUCAGAUGAAAGAAAAACUGGAACGAUAUCCAAAGAUUGCACUGAGAAUUCUGUUCCCUGACCGAUACAUCCUACAAGGCUUCUUUCGCCCAAAUGAAACAGUAGGAGAUUUGCGAGACUUUGUGAGAAGUCACCUGGGAAAUCCUGAAUUGUCCUUUUACCUGUUCCUUGCUCCUCCAAAAACCAUCCUGAGUGACAACACACUGACUCUCUUCCAGGCUAACCUCUUUCCUGCUGCCCUUGUUCAUUUUGGGUCUGAAGAACCAACAGAUUUCUACUUGGAGCCCCAGCUGCUGGAGAACACCAUCUCUCCGUCUUCUGCUGAUGUGCUGGUGGCCAGGUGUAUGUCCAGGGGCUCAGCGACACCAACUGUUUUGCCAACCCUUGAGCCUGAGCUUUCUGAACCGGAGGAAUCAGCCGAAGUGGCAGUAGAACCCCCAGAACCAGUUGCAGGAACUGCUCAGCCUGUGAGGAGGAAUCUAGGCAAAGUGCCCAAGUGGCUAAAACUCCCAGCUGGAAAGAGGUGAGAGCCCAUCAUGAAAGGAGGGGACUCCUCCUCUACCCCUGCUACUCCUAUCCACUCCCCACCUGAGCCAGGAAUAAAGAAUUGGUGUGCUCCUCCUAA
Molecule: messenger RNA, 831 nt
Organism: Vombatus ursinus (common wombat)
Lineage: Eukaryota; Metazoa; Chordata; Mammalia; Diprotodontia; Vombatidae
Product: tether containing UBX domain for GLUT4-like
Exons: 9
Coding region: 23-733 (236 amino acids)
Molecular function (GO): protein binding
Source: RefSeq, a predicted model, not a curated record